Messenger RNA from Funneliformis mosseae, 261 nucleotides. The record is from the annotation of a GenBank genome assembly. Lineage: Eukaryota; Fungi; Glomeromycota; Glomeromycetes; Glomerales; Glomeraceae.
GAUAAACGGCUAAAAAAUGCUAUACUUAUUCCUUCAAAAGAUUAUAGGGAAGUACAAUUAGCAGCAGAGUUGCUCGUAUAUAAAAGUAAUAAUAUGCGAGAAUUUAUACUAUGCAAAACUGACUUAAUGUCAGAUCAAAUUAUAUUUGAUGAUUGUAUCAUUUCUAUCUACAUUACAUUUUAUAAAGCUAUAGCCAGAAAUGAGCAUCCAAAGGUUGGUUUGAACAUCUUAAAACCAGAUAAAAGACAGAAAGCGUUAGAA